UGGUGCAGUCCAUGCUGCCAGUGCCAUCUCUAACCGCUCUUGUUGUUUUUUGACCGCACUUGCUUUCUUAAAUUGAUGAAACUCUAAUUUAAACUAUUUAAACACAGCAAAUACUAUUAAAUAUGAUUGGAAGCAAGAAAGCAAAAAAGGCGAAUGUCUUUAAGGAAAUAGCGGAUAACUUCGAGCAGCUGACCAAGAAUCCGGAGCGUUUUCUCAAGCCACAGCCGGAUCAAGUGAAGGCCAUCGAGAAGCUUAUUCAGCAGACGUACGCGGUUAGCAUUAGCGGCGAUGUGGCGAACAAGAAGGCACUGCUGCCAGAACUGGUGCUAGAGGAGAUGGACGAGGAGCAGAUCUGGCAGCAACUGGAGAUGCGCAAUGAAUUGGUUUUCCAGCAGCUCCUGGAGCAAACAGCUCAGAUGACGGCGAUUCGGGAGCAACAACUGGGCAUUGAGUUGGACGACGGCGAGGAACAGGAAGAGGAGGAUGAGAAUGAGGAUGCUGAAGAGUCAGUUGAUGAAGAACAAGAACAUGAAUCAGACUUCAGCGGGGAGGAUGGAGAGCAAAGCAAACAGAAGACCACAUCGCCCAAAGAAAAAAAGUACAAGCGGGCUCGCAACUCUGUUGUGGACGACACAUUCUUCAAGCUAGAUGAGAUGAACGAGUUUUUGGAGCAAGAGGACGCCAAGGAGAUGCGCCGGCUGAACAGUAAGCGUGGUGUGGAACAGGUGGAUGACAUUGAUCACUAUGCAGAGGAUUUCGGACUGGGAGAAGAUGAAGAUGGCAAUGUUAACUAUGCAGAUUUCUUUGACAUGGACGAGGAGCUGGAACAGCAUGCUAAAAAGAUUAACAAAGGCAAGCAGAAAGAUUUCUUCAAUGAAAACGAAAGUGAGGAUGAGCAGGAAGAGGAUGAUAAUGAAGAAGCCGAUUCAGAUCAGAGCGAAGGAGAAGACAAAGCAGAACCUGAAGAGGAUAAAGAAGAAGCAGCCAGCGAAAUAGAUGAAUCGGAGUUUGUGGAAAAAAGUGGUAUAGAACCCGCCAGCGAUUCAGAAUCCGAUUCGGAAAAAGAGGAGGAUGAGCAACAACCUGUGGAGAAACCCUCCCAAUCCUCUAAUGAGAUGAGAGAGGCUCGUUUGUUUCAACGCAUUCGCGACUACGAAGACGUUGUCCUUGGCGAUAAGCCUUGGCAGUUGAAGGGCGAAGUUAAAGCGGCCAAUCGGCCGCAGAACUCGCUACUUGAGGAGAUACUUGACUUUGACUCCACCACUAGACCCACAGCGCCCAUUACGGAAGAGGAUAAUCGUUCCAUCGAGGACAUUAUCAAGCAGCGUAUUCGCGAUAAAGCCUGGGACGAUGUAGAGCGCACAGUGCGUCCAGUAAACACGCCGCAGGAAUACCGAAAGCAGCUGGUCCUGGACCAAGAAAAGUCAAAGCAGUCCCUGGCGCAGAUCUACGAAUCGCAGUACCAGCGCGAGAUGGAAAAACUAGACCCCAAUCGCGAUGCCGAUGAUAAAUCUGGUCCGGAGCCCAAAGAACACCAAGAAAUCAAGCGGGCAAUGCGUACACUGUUUCUUAAACUGGACGCUCUAUCCAACUUCCACUUUACCCCGAAGCCAGUGGCGCCGGAGGUCAAGAUCGUGACCAAUACGCCCGCAGUACACAUGGAAGAAGUGGCCCCGUUGGCGGUGAGUGAUGCCAAGCUGCUGGCGCCUGAGGAAGUAUUCCGUGGACCCAAGCAUGCUCCUCUUGGUAAGACGGAACGCGAUCGGACAGACAAGAACCGCGAGCGCCGCAAGAAGAAACAGAAGCAGCGGGCCAUCAACUCGGCAGUGGAGCAGCGCGAACUUCAGCGCGCGAAGGAGGGCAAGGCACCUACGAAGAAGGAGGCGGACGCCAAGCUCCUGAAGAGCAUCACCAAGAACCGUAAUGUUGAAAAGAUCAACGCCAGCAGCAAUGACCAUGGUGCUAUGAAGUCCUCCAAGGCGUUCUUUAACAAACUGCAGGACACCACUGCGGCUACAGCGUCUAACAAGCGACCCAAAAAGGAUCCAGCAAAGGCUAAUGCAAAGAAGCUUAAGCUUUAAAUAUACUGUUUAAGACUUCUCCAUCUGGUAAUUGCCUUCAUCCAGCCAAGUUUUUUCGUCUCAGGUCACGUGCCAAAAAACGGCCACAAGCACACACAAAAGUCCACAAAGAAAUCCUGGUUGCAAGAAUAACUUUGGCGUAUCCUUCGAGCAAACCAAGUGUUCAAAUUGGGCACCAUGGGAUAUGCCAUGUGCCAGUACUUUUAAUGUUCCCUUUUCGGUAUGCGUAUGUGAUGUGUGGGCGAUUUGUGUGUGAGUCAAGGACAUUCGGUGGCCCGGUGGGACGAUUAGGCACGCGUGCAUUGUGCGAAAUAUGAUUAUUUUUAGAAUUAUUUACUUAAAAUAAACUGUUUGCUAUGUAAAUAGAACCGUAAUUAAAGGAAGCUGCAAGUAAGUAAA
Messenger RNA from Drosophila rhopaloa, 2480 nucleotides. RefSeq names its product U3 small nucleolar ribonucleoprotein protein MPP10. The record is from RefSeq and is a predicted model, not a curated record. The transcript is spliced from 3 exons. Gene Ontology annotation, biological process: rRNA processing. Gene Ontology annotation, cellular component: Mpp10 complex; nucleus; sno(s)RNA-containing ribonucleoprotein complex. The coding region runs from base 123 to 2081 and encodes 652 amino acids. NCBI's taxonomy places the organism in Eukaryota, Metazoa, Arthropoda, Insecta, Diptera, Drosophilidae.